Molecule: messenger RNA, 1082 nt
Organism: Neocloeon triangulifer
Lineage: Eukaryota; Metazoa; Arthropoda; Insecta; Ephemeroptera; Baetidae
Product: peroxisome biogenesis factor 2-like
Exons: 7
Coding region: 161-1015 (284 amino acids)
Biological process (GO): protein import into peroxisome matrix
Cellular component (GO): peroxisomal membrane
Molecular function (GO): zinc ion binding
Source: RefSeq, a predicted model, not a curated record
CUUGUUUAGAUUUCUUAUUUCUUUAAAAAAAAUUAUUGCAAUUUUCAUAAUACCUACAGUCGAUUUAACAUUACAAUUAUGCUCGAUUUAAUUUGUUGUUUUAAUUUUAACACUCAAUCAUGGUCAAUUUCAAUGAAAUAAGAAGAUAAUUUCAGUUGACAUGGAAAAGGAAAUUCCAAAAAAGAAGCACGUCCCAAGGAUCACGCAGCUUGACGCUGCGUCCCUGGACAAGGAAAUUGGCUCCGUGCUAAAAUCUCAGGUCGAAGAAAUUUUUCGAUCAGCGGCGCCAUCACUCAUUAACAAAUUUGAGCCUGAAAUCGAUGCUCUACUGAGUUUGCUUGUAUGGAAACUCUCCGUGUAUGACCGAGGUGCAACUUUUGGCCAAACACUGCUGGACUUAAAAUACUACAACAGCAGCCGCAGAAAGAAGGUGCUUCUGGCCCUCACGAUUAUAGGAGGAAAAUACUUUGUUUCCAGAAUUCGAUCACUUUCACGCACUUUGACUGACGAAAGAAACUUGCUCUUGGUUGAGCAGUUCUUCCGAUUUGGUGACACUUUCUUUCGGCUGGCAAACUUGGUUAACCAAGUCGUUUUCUUGACGCAGGGAAAAUACCCUGGCCUUCCCGAAAGAAUACUGAACAUGCCACCAACCCCAGCUUCUGACCAGCUCAACCGCCAUGUGGGAUAUUCGUACAUGACCAGAGAACUUUUGUGGCACAGCCUUAUUGAGCUUCUGCUUUUUGUUCUCCCCUUAAUCAACUAUAGAGCUUGGUAUGCAAAAUUUGCAUUGUUCUUUAGGCCAAAAGCAGAAAUCAAGGACUCCGUGUCACCUGUAUUAACAUUAACGACGACCUGUGCCAUUUGCAAUGAGAAGCCAGUCCUUCCUCACCAUAUCGGCUGUGGACACAUUUUCUGCAGCUAUUGUUUAAAAGGAAAUUUGGCUGCCAGUAAAUCAUUCGGUUGUCCAUUGUGUGGAGCGCUUGCGGAAGACAGUGAUAUGCCAGUUAUUAUAUGAUUAUUUUUUGUUAUAUUUUGAACUUAAUUAAAAAGAAAAGUUGUUGAAUAUUUUGUUUUAAACCACA